AUGGCAACAUCAUCCUCCUCGAUUCCUUCUCCGCACUUCUUCCUACAGGUCGAGCAGAUGCGUCCAAGUCAGGAUUUCGAGCCUCGCUAUGACGGACAAGGCCACUGGAAGCCGCCCAACCCGCUAGGCAGUAAUGAAUUGAUUCAAGAAGAAGCGGCUUCAUGGUACGAGUUCGACAACUGGCAUGCUCGAGCGGUUGGCGCUCUUGACGACGAGAAGUACGACUACAAGACCUUUUCUUUCUACAGCAACGAAGGUCGCAUAUGGAUGUGGGAGGGAGAUGCCACAAGCUCCAGAAUCGGCGACGGAGUGAGCAACCGGCGGAUCAGACCUCGAGUCACCGGUCGCCAGCGUCACGCCAACCGGAGCUCGAGCGAUGAAUCUGAGGACAGUGCCCACACGGACGAUUGGGCGCAACUGUCGUUUCUAUGGCCGAUCCCUCAGGACCCGCUCCACAGGUCGCGUAUAACAAGAAGAGGUAACAGCCGGCAGGUCCGGUUGCAACAACGCAAUAGCAUCGGUCUGUACCAGCUUCUUCCCGAACCGUAUCGUGCUGCUUCAGACCAAAGGCAUGGAGCACAAGGACAUGGGGGGAUUUUGGGUGACCUACCAAUCCUCAUCGCCUUGCUUGCAUUGUCUGUGUUACCGAGUGAGGUUGGAGGAGCGUUGGUCAACUGUCUCAGGCGGACUUAUCGACCGCACCAGUAUAAUAUAGGGCGGGGAUGGGCGCAGCCGCAGAGGGGCAUCGUUGUGCGAACACUUUGUGACACCGACCGUGAUUCGGACGAUUUGGCCAUUCAACGGGUGGAAGCAUACGAAAUGGGUCGGUUUGGUACCUUUGCCGCCUAG
Molecule: messenger RNA, 849 nt
Organism: Saxophila tyrrhenica
Lineage: Eukaryota; Fungi; Ascomycota; Dothideomycetes; Mycosphaerellales; Extremaceae
Exons: 3
Coding region: 1-849 (282 amino acids)
Source: RefSeq, a predicted model, not a curated record